Messenger RNA from Dendrobium catenatum, 612 nucleotides. RefSeq names its product 50S ribosomal protein L10, chloroplastic-like. Lineage: Eukaryota; Viridiplantae; Streptophyta; Magnoliopsida; Asparagales; Orchidaceae. Gene Ontology annotation, molecular function: structural constituent of ribosome. Gene Ontology annotation, cellular component: large ribosomal subunit. The transcript has a single exon. The coding region runs from base 1 to 612 and encodes 203 amino acids. The record is from RefSeq and is a predicted model, not a curated record. Gene Ontology annotation, biological process: translation.
AUGCCGUCUCUGAUAUACUCCCUGCGGUCUUCCGGCGCCGCCGCUUCCUCUGCCGUUCCUUCUCUACGGGCAGCAAUGCGCCGCAUGCGGCGGGAGUCGGUGGAGCGUGAGCUCGAGGGCUGCCAAAUGGUUGCCGGACUCUGGUGUCACAGCCUUACGGUUCGCCAGAUCCAGUGCCUUCGUGGAGCGCUGCCGAAAUCGGCAAAGCUCAUCAUAGCCAAAAAUACCAUGCUUGGAAAAUCGACCGAGGGUACGUCCUGGGAAUCCAUCCGUUCCUGCGCACGCGGCAUGAACGCAUGGCUUUUCGUCCGCUCCGACGAUGAAGUCGCCUCCGCCCUCAAGGCCUGCCGCGACUUCCAGCGCCAAUGGAAGCUCGAUCUCAACGAUUUCACCGGCGCUGUCUUCCAGGGCCGCCUUUACGGCCCUCAGGACUUUGGUGUUCUUGAGACCACGCCUGCCAAAGCGGACUCCAAUGCCUACUUGCUUGGCUCCCUCCACCUACCCGCAGCCUCACUUAUAGGUCUCUUGCAGGCAUCUCUGGAGGGUGUGUGUUCUGCUGAUGCCGCUGCUCCCCCUGAUGCUACAGCCGCGGCUGCUCCCGCAUCUAAUUAA